UUACUCACUCAGCCUCUCUCUGCCCUGAGAGCGAUAACGGAGCUGGAGAAUGAGGCGAAGAAGGAAAGAGGAACAUGCCCACAACUUUUACACGGAUUCUGAGGCGCCGAGUCCUAAAAUGCCUCCGCUCCUGAGAUGGUGGACUGCGCUGAUGUUCCUCUCAGGUGUGUCGUGGUGCGAGGCGGUGCAGGUGACGGUGCGGGAUGAGCGCAGGUUCGCCAUGCUUUUCCAGUCUGUGCUUCUGCCCUGCCAGUACUCCAGCGUCUCCACUCAGGCGCCCGUGGUGCAGUGGUGGUACAAGUCCUACUGCCGGGACCGCACCCGAGACGCCAUCAGCUUCCCCGAGAACCUGGGGGUGAGGGGCUCUGAACUGGGUCCCUCCUCCUAUGUGGAUUGCGCUGACAGCAGUCGAACAGUUCGCAUCGUCGCUUCUGGGCAAGGAUCCUCCUUCACCCUUGCCGAGUACUACAAAGGCCGAGACAUCUCUAUCAUCAACAAAGCUGAUUUGCGCAUUGGAGAGCUGCAGUGGGGGGACAGUGGAGUUUACCUGUGCAAGGUGGUGAUUGCAGACGACCUGGAAGGCCAAAACGAAGCUCAAGUGGAGCUCCUGGUUCUGGGUCAGACAAGUAUGGCUGAUGAUCUCCUGCCUGAGUUUGAUUUGGAGAUUAUGCCAGAGUGGGUGUUCGUGGGAGUUGUAGUUCUGGGCAGCAUCCUCUUCAUCCUCCUGGUGGGUGUGUGCUGGUGUCAGUGCUGUCCGCACUCGUGCUGCUGUUACGUCCGCUGCUGCUGCUGCCCAGAUACCUGCUGCUGCCCUCGCCACUUGUAUGAAGCAGGCAAAGGCAUAAAGGUCACACCAUCAACACCAGUAGCCAUAUACCCUCCAUACUACAUGCCAGGGAUGCCCACCAUGGUACCCAUUGCUCCUCCUUCUCUCAUUGACCCCAAGAUAUCUGCUGCGCCGUCCGUCGAGAAUAAUGCUUCUACAGUGCACAGCGGGUUUCGUCUCCAGCCUACGCCAGAUCAGAAUUCGCUGAAGGUGCUGCAGUAUGUGGAAAGAGAGCUGGCGCAUUUCAACCCUUCUAAGACCCUCAGCAGUCAUGACUCUUGUAGUAUGUCAGAGCUCAGCUCCCUACAUGAUGCCGAGACAGACUUCCGCCAGACCUUUCGGCAGGUUCAGAAGAAAGCCCUUCCAGCCAUCCCUGAUUUGGAUGACUCUCCAGACCUCCUGACAAGAGAAAUCUCUCCGGUGCAUGUGCGGAGGUCUACUCGACACCCUCACCGUGGCAACCGGGUGGAGGAAGACCACCCUAGGUGGAACCCUCGUUCAGAGCACCUGCAAAGGAAGGCAUUCCAAAUGGGUGGACGAACAGGCUCCCUGGAUGAGCUUGAGGAAUUUGCCAUGACCUACAUGCAGCGAGGCCGACAUGGGGAUUUUGAUGACAUGGAGGAUGACUACCGCAGACGUGAACGACAGAGGGAGCGCGAUAAAGAGUGGGAACGAGAACGAGAUAGAGAGCGAGAGCGGGAACUCAAACGUGAUCGUUAUCCACAUUAUAACUCAAAACGUUAUUACCAAAAGGACAGCCCAGAAAGACCACCCAAGACAGCCCAGAGGGAGCGGCCUCGGCCUCCUAGCCCUCCUCCUUUACCUGGAAAUGGUAAGAGACGGGGCACGUGGGACAGCGACCGCCCAAUACCGUCUUUCCGGGAUUCCAGUGAGCGGGAGCGCAGUGGGCGGGACUCUGGAGGGAGGGAUGGUGGGCAUGGGCGGGACUAUGACGAUGCUCUUCUUAACAGCCUAUUGGAGCGUAAGGCGAAAAGUGGGAAGAGCACGUCUUCAAAAUGUGGGCGGGCCGAGGAAGACUCUGACACGCCCUCCAAGAGCAGCUCCAGAAAGAGCACCCACAGCCAGUCUCCUAGCAACAGGUCACCUAGUAACCGACCAGCAGAGGAGGACGAUUCCUUGCCUCCGUACACAGAAAAGGAAAUGGAGCGUUUCCGCAGCGCUGAGAUGUCCCAGCGACCUUUCACCUACGCUCGGCCUGCCCAGCCUCCCCAAAAAGAGCAGGAGGACAGAGAGGAGCAGAGCAGGCCCCGCAAAGUGACAUUUUUCGAUGAACAGAAUUCACAGUUUGAUUCGGACCUAGGUUUUUCAGUCACCGUUCGCUUUGUACCUCGCCUCGACAACAGAAAGUAACCUGUACACAGAACACUCUUCUAAGCAGAGAUUCGCUCAUAGUCUGAGGUCUUAAAGGCGAGCACAGUGGCUGCCGAGCAUGCCGUCACCAAGCAGGCGCCAUGCAUUGCUCUUCAGCAAGCAUCUACAGGCCUCUCAUCCCACUCACUGAUCUUCACGCUUUGAUGUGCAAAUCGGUGCGAUGCUCCGAAGACUGAAAAAUGACAAGAAAUUUUAACACCAGCAUCAAAAGUGGUGGAAAUAAGCUGAACCUAAUGUGGCUCAGUUCAAAGAAGCGUUACUAUGGCAUUGUUUACACUCCUCCAAGCACUUAAAUGAAGACCAGUUAUUUACUUGGACUCUAUGAGCGCAACAAGAAACUUUUAAAUGGAAUGUCUGACGAACAAGGGCUAAUGCGUCCAAAAGGUCAACGAUUACCCUGUGGUGUUUUUAACUAAUGGUACCUAAGGGCCUGUUUACGCUUCUCUAACAAGCUCCAAGUUCUUCUAGUUUGUUUUAGCAAAUCACAGAAGGAGAAAAAUGUUUUACUGUUUACUGACCAAGGAACCUUUUGUAAAUAGACAAAGUGAGAGUUAAAGACUUUAAAUGAGCCAGGGGACUAUUUUUGCUUGUUUUGUAUUGAAAAGGAAACAUGCUAAUUAGCAUUAGUUAGCAGCAUUUCAAACCUACACAUCCUUUCACUACAAGUAUGAAUGUUCUGUGUUUGCAAAACGCCUGUUUGUUCAUCUUUGCCUUCCAGAGACCCUCAAGGGUUUGAUGUCAGUAGGGGCAUAAUGGGGCUUAAUUGUGCACCAUGAGAGACUGACAGAGUGGACACUGCAGCAACAAUGAACACGCGCUGUCCGUGACAUCACAUGGGGAUGAUUUCACGAGCUGCUCCUCGGAGUCAAGCCUCAAUCUUUUGGUAAUCCAUUAACGUCGCUGUGUGAGAUCAGACGCUGCUGACACUCAUCCUACUUUUCUAGCGCCGUGAGAUUUGCAUCAUUCUUUGCCACAAGACCUUGCACCUUGAUAGUGUAUGGCAAUGAACAAUGCCUUAUUUUAUGUACUGUAAUGUCUGAAGUGAUGAGUAUUUUUGUGGUUUGUAUGUUGGAGAGCAGAGCACAAACUCACAUGGGGUAAAAUGAAAUAUGGAUAUUUGAUAUAGUUGAAGAAGUUCUAGGAGAGCCCAUUUUUAGACAUGUUCUUACAUUCUAAUGGCAGUUUUAUAGGUGUUUUUUCACAAUAGUCAGAUAUUUCUUGAGAUUGACCCUAAAGAAAGUGCGUUUUAUUUAUCAAAGAAUAUUUAUAUUUAUUUACAUCACAGAAUUCCCACCUUAUAAGUAUUUUAAUCACCCUCUUGGUGGCUAUAAUAUAGCACUAUUUAGAAUAAUGUAAACAACUCAAAAUUGCAACUCAUUUAGUGUAUUUCAAUCUGACUUGAAAAUGUGCCUAUAUAUGUUCUUGAGAGUGUUUACAUGCAGGAUUACUGACAAAUUUUCUGCAGUUAUCAGAUUAAGUUAAGUGAUACUUUUUUAAUCCCACAAACGGGGAAAUUCCACCUCCGCAUUUAACCCAUCUGUGAAGUGAAACACCACAUACACACUAGUGAACACACACACAUACACACUAUAUAGGAUAGGAUAGGUUCAAACUUAAGUAAAAGAAUAUAUAUAUAUAAUUUUUUAAGUCAGUUUCUGGGAAGUUUUGCAUGCACAGUUUCAUCUUUUUUUUUACUUAAGUUUGAACCUUUCCUGGUCCAAACAACACAGAAUUGUAUUGGAUAGAAUAGAAUUCAUUUUGUUUUAUAGUGAUUUACCAGGCUUUUUAGCAGGUGUUACAACUUGCCCCUCUGUCUGUCUCAGGUAACCUCUAUAGGCCACCAGGCACCUGCCACUCCUGCAAAAAAAAAAAAAAAAAAAGUUGCUGAAAAGGACGUUUACAUUUUCAUUUGAGGUAGAAGUGUGUAAACAAAGUAUUAACCCUGCAGAUAUUUUAUCAAGCAACAUCCAAAAUGUGUCAGGUUGCGUCCUGCUCUCUCUUACUACUUAAAAAGAACCGAAUGGCACUGAAAUGCCCAGAAACUUGACAAUGAUUAAUGCAGUGCCCUUUUUGCCUAUGAACUUUUUUCAAAUGUAAACCCACACAUGUAUACUGCUUUCUUUACAUUGAGGAACUGUUGUUGCUGUAGUCAGACUUUUAGACAGAUUUCUAUGCUGUAUCUGUGUGAGCUUGUGCUGAUUUAUCACUAAGUUAAAGUGUAUUUUUUUCUAAUUGUCAUGUUACUGCAGCCUGCGCUAUUCUGUUGUAUGGUUUGUCUGACUGAGAGUUUGAGUUUGUGCUGUAUAAAGAGACUGUGCAUUGUUGAGGAUGACUCAUGCUCUGAGAGUCCUUGUCCAUUGUUGUCACAUAAUAAGUGUCUCUCUGACAGCCGUCUCCAUCCAACAGCGAACAAACCCUUAAGUGCACUUACCUUUCACACUCAAACGUGUAUGCCAGGCACACAGCUUGAAAACUAACAAAUAUGAACAAUGAAAUAUGUUUACUUUAGUAAAUGCAUAGAGCUACUGCUUUCCUAACACUGUAAAUGUGGUACACCAAGGUUGAUUCAUUUGUGUUAAUGUCUAUCCUAGUUUACAGUGUAUACAUGUAUAGUAGAGCAAGUUUACUUUUUUCUAUCAAGAGCAAACACUCUUUUCACAUGUUGUUACAAACUUGCUGUUGUACUAUUUAUUUUGCUGCAGACAUGCCGUCUUACUCCUUCCAGUUGUCAUCUCAGUAUGUACUGCUUAUUCCUGCCCAUUUAAUAAAAAACAAAUUCCAAAUUCAUUGAA
This is a messenger RNA of Pygocentrus nattereri (red-bellied piranha), 5010 nucleotides long. It is a transcript of the gene ildr2a, whose product is annotated as immunoglobulin-like domain-containing receptor 2. Gene Ontology annotation, cellular component: membrane. The record is from RefSeq and is a predicted model, not a curated record. Gene Ontology annotation, biological process: pancreas development. The transcript is spliced from 11 exons. NCBI's taxonomy places the organism in Eukaryota, Metazoa, Chordata, Actinopteri, Characiformes, Serrasalmidae. The coding region runs from base 50 to 2197 and encodes 715 amino acids.